UUUCUUUGUUAUUGGAAGUUCUCGUAUCGAAAGUGAAAAUGCGUAGUGCGAUUUUGUUCGGCCUGAUUGUUUGUCUGGCUUUUAGCCUGGUUGUUUCCCUAGAGGAAACUGAAAACCAAUCCAACGAUCUGUCGUCUGUGGAAAAGGAUAUUGGCCAAGCCGUGGAGUCUGAAGUUCGAGCCAAGCGUCAAUUCCUCGGUGGCCCAAUUGGAUUUGGAGGACCUUUCGGUGGAUUUGGCGGACCAUUCGGAGGAGGUUUCGGUGGUCCCUUCGGAGGUUACGGUGGCUACGGCGGAGGAUUUGGCCGACCAUUCUAUGGAGGAUACGGAGGAUAUGGCCGUCGCUUCUACGGCGGAGGUCCCUUCUUUGGCUAAACAUAUUACUUAAUAUUUCCACAAAUAAACGAAGACUGAAGAUUUA
Messenger RNA from Drosophila ficusphila, 420 nucleotides. Its product is annotated as glycine-rich RNA-binding protein 3, mitochondrial. The transcript has a single exon. Lineage: Eukaryota; Metazoa; Arthropoda; Insecta; Diptera; Drosophilidae. The record is from RefSeq and is a predicted model, not a curated record. Bases 39 to 374 code for a protein of 111 amino acids.